Diaporthe amygdali is the source of this 1833-nucleotide messenger RNA. RefSeq names its product leukotriene A-4 hydrolase. Lineage: Eukaryota; Fungi; Ascomycota; Sordariomycetes; Diaporthales; Diaporthaceae. Gene Ontology annotation, biological process: proteolysis. The transcript has 4 exons. The coding region runs from base 1 to 1833 and encodes 610 amino acids. Gene Ontology annotation, molecular function: epoxide hydrolase activity; zinc ion binding; metallopeptidase activity. Gene Ontology annotation, cellular component: cytosol. The record is from RefSeq and is a predicted model, not a curated record.
AUGGCUGUCAGGGACCCCAGCACCGUGUCCAAUUACGACGCGUGGCGGACAAAGCACACCACGGCCAACCUCAAGCUCGACUUCAAGGAGAAGGUCCUCCGCGGAGUGGUCACGCUUGAGCUUGAGUCGCAGACGGACAAGGAAUCCAAGGAGAUCAUCCUUGACUCCAGCUAUCUCGCGGUAUCAUCCGUCAAGGUCAACUCGGGCGAGACCAAGUGGGAAGUCAAGGACCGAGCGGAGCCGCUGGGCUCGCCGGUCCACAUCGCCGUGCCUGCUGGUGCGGCAAAGUCAGAGGUGAUCAAGGUGGAUAUCGAGUUGGCCACGACGGACAAGUGCACCGCGCUGCAGUGGCUGACGGCUGCGCAAACCUCAAACAAGAAGGCACCCUUCAUGUUCUCGCAAUGCCAGGCGAUCCAUGCGCGGUCUCUGUUCCCCUGUCAGGACACCCCCGACAUCAAGUCUACCUACUCGUUCCGGAUCACCUCGCCCCAUGUGGUCGUGGCAAGCGGCGUCGCUUCCGGCGAGCCUGAGUCGCAGAGCGGUAGUGACAAGCUCUACAGCUUCGAGCAGAAGGUCCCUAUCCCCUCGUAUCUCUUCGCGCUGGCCUCGGGGGACAUUGCCACCGCGUCGAUCGGGCCCCGGUCUCUGGUGGCCACCAGCCCUGACAAGCUGGAGGGCGCCAAGUGGGAGUUCGAGCAUGACAUGGAGACCUUCAUGGAGGCAGCCGAGAAGUUGGUAUUCCCUUACCAAUGGGGACAAUACAAUGUUCUCGUCCUGCCUCCGUCGUUCCCUUACGGAGGCAUGGAGAAUCCCAUCUACACCUUUGCAACCCCCACCGUCGUUUCUGGUGAUCGUCAGAAUGUGGACGUCAUUGCUCAUGAAUUGAGCCACAGUUGGAGCGGAAACCUGGUUACAAGUUGUAGUUGGGAGCACUUCUGGCUGAAUGAAGGUUGGACAAUGUACUUGGAGCGUCGUAUAAACGCCUCAAUUCACGGUCCCGCUCACUUCGACUUCUCUGCUGUAAUCGGAUGGAAGCAUCUUGAGGACGCCAUCCAGGAAUAUGGAAAGGACCAUGAGUACACACAACUUUCUAUCCCUCACAAGGGUAUUGACCCCGACGAUGCUUUCAGCACCGUUCCUUAUGAGAAAGGUUUCCACAUGAUCUAUUUCCUGGAAAGGCUUGUUGGCAGAUCGAACUUCGACAAGUUCAUUCCUUACUACUUUGAGAAGUGGUCCAGGAAGUCUUUGGACUCUUACGACUUCAAAGCUACCUUCCUCGAAUUCUUCAGCGCACCAGAAUACUCUGACCUCAAAGACAAGAUUGCCAAAAUCGAUUGGGAGACUCGAUUCUACAGCCGCGGGCUGCCUCCAAAGCCCGAGUUUGACACUUCGCUCAUCGAUGUCUGCUACAAGCUGGCAGACCAAUGGAAAGACAAGGACUUCAAUCCUUCUGCCAAAGACGUGGAGGGCCUUGCCGCCAACCAAAAGCUCGUCUUCCUCGGCAAAGUCCAGGAUUUCAGCGAGCCCUUGAGUGCCGCGCAGGCGGAGAAGAUGGGAGAUGUCUACGGGUUUCUCAGCAGUCAGAACGUCGAGCUCAAGGCCGCCUACUUCCAUAUUGCCCUGCGGUCCAAGGUCACGAGCACAUACCCCCUCGUCGCCGAGCUUCUGGGCCAGGUCGGCCGCAUGAAGUUCGUGCGCCCGCUCUUCAGGUCCCUCAACAAGGUCGACAGAGACCUUGCCGUCAAGACUUUCGAGAAGAACAAGGACUUCUAUCACCCUAUCUGCAGGGCUAUGGUUGAGAAGGAUCUGGGCGUUGCCGCUGAGGCUAAGUAG